AUGAGCAGUACCGAGAGCAACGAAAAGAAGAGACCCGUGUUCUUCAUUAACGACCACCAAGACAUCGUUGUCGAAAUCCUCAAACGCCUCGACGGUCGUUCCCUCGGCGUCACCGCCUGCGUCUGCAUCCUCUGGUGCAGCGUCGGUCGCAACGACUCCCUCUGGGAGCACCUCUUCUUCCGCCACGUUUCUCCUCCACCUUCCAGUGUGCGCUCCGUCAUCGCUGCGCUGGGUGGCUACAAACGCCUCUACAUGGUUUGCGACGGAUUCCAGCUCUCCUUGUCUUUGUUCUGCGUUGAUUGCUACGAGAGACUAGGCGGCGUUGACGGAAUUAAUAGUAACGGAGGCAAGGUCGCGAUGGAAUCCUCAUCGUCGUCUCUAAUGUUCCUUUGCAAGCCCCUCAACGUUUGA
Molecule: messenger RNA, 411 nt
Organism: Hibiscus syriacus
Lineage: Eukaryota; Viridiplantae; Streptophyta; Magnoliopsida; Malvales; Malvaceae
Product: F-box protein SNE-like
Exons: 2
Coding region: 1-411 (136 amino acids)
Biological process (GO): gibberellic acid mediated signaling pathway; regulation of gibberellic acid mediated signaling pathway
Cellular component (GO): SCF ubiquitin ligase complex
Molecular function (GO): protein binding
Source: RefSeq, a predicted model, not a curated record